This is a messenger RNA of Naegleria lovaniensis, 1446 nucleotides long. RefSeq lists its product as uncharacterized. The transcript has a single exon. The record is from RefSeq and is a predicted model, not a curated record. Lineage: Eukaryota; Heterolobosea; Eutetramitea; Acrasida; Naegleriidae. Bases 1 to 1446 code for a protein of 481 amino acids.
AUGUUUCAAGAUCGAGAAAUUGUCUUGACUGCUAUCAAGAAUGGAUGUACAAGUGCAUUUGCAGAAAUUUCUGAAGAGUUACGAAAAGACAAGGAAAUUGUUCUUCACGCCAUCGCAUUAGACCCUAAAUCCCUCUAUGUUGCUGGAAUCAAUAUUUUCCAAGACAUGGAUCUCUUGAAAUCGAUCGUUUUAUUGCAACCUGAUGUGUUGCGUUUCGCUCCUGACGAGAUGAGAUUUGACAGAGAAUUUAUAAAGAGUGUGGUUCAACACUGUGGACGUGCGCUAUGCUACGUAGACGAGUCCUUUAGAGAUGAUCGAGAAUUUGUAUUGGAUGCUGUUAAGCACGAUGGCAACGCAAUCAUGGGUGCAACUUAUAGACUUAGAAAUGAUCGUGAAAUUGUCACCAACGCCAUUCAAAAUAACACGGAUGCACUACACUAUGUCUCUUGUCCUGAAUUGAAAUAUGAUAGGGAAUUGAUAUUACAAACCAUUGAGCAUGUCGAAAAUCCUUUUUUCCAACAUUAUUUGCCUCUUCAGGAUAGAGACGUAGUGUUAGCAAUCGUGAAAAAGUGCGGAUAUUUAUUACCUUACAUGCAUGACAUCUUUUGGGAGGGCAAGGAAAUUAUGAUGGAAGCUGUCAAAAACUGUCCAUCUAUUCUUGCCUACGAUCAUCUUUUCAACUUACGAGCGGAUCGAGAAUUCAUGAGGGAAAUUAUAGAACAAUCCGAUUCGGCUCUUGUCUAUGCUUCCGAUUCACUUAGGUCUGAUCGAGAAUUUGUGCUGUCUGUUGUGUCGAAGAAAGGAAGUGCUCUCAAUGAUGCAGAUCCCAAAUUCAAGCAAGAUCGAGAAAUUGUCAAAACAGCACUUGAACAUGGUUUGGUGGAUAUUCCUUCUCAUUUCAUGAAUGAUAGAGAAAUAGUCAUGACUGCAGUGAAACAAAACGGUGAAGCACUUGCAUACAUUACUGAUCCAUUACUCUUGAAGGACCGAGAAAUUAUAUUGGAAGCAGUGAAAAGCGAAGGCAAUGCUUUGCAACAUGUAAGAGUGGAAUUUGGAAAAGAUUUGGAAAUUGUGACAGCAGCUGUCAAGAACAAUCCACAAGCCUUAUGUUAUACAAUGUUACAACUUUCGGAUGAUGAUGAAUUGAUGAACGAGCUUGUAGAAAAGAAUGAAUUGGCUCUAGCGAAUGCCUCUUAUCGACUUCAACAUGAUCGAGAGUUAGUUUUGAAAGCUGUGAAAGCACAUGGACUUGCUUUGCUCCAUACUCUCUUUGAAUUUAGAAAAGAUAAGGAAAUUGUGUUAGAGGCGUUGAAACAAAAUAUUGAGGUAAAAGUUGCUGUGCAUUUGGACUUGUUAAACGAUGAAGAUGUGAAAAUUUUGAUAUCAGAGAAGAGUAAGGAAAAGCGAAAAAAUAUUCCCAACCUUUGUUUAAGUGUUCGUUAUUAG